Messenger RNA from Dinoponera quadriceps, 3569 nucleotides. It is a transcript of the gene D12, whose product is annotated as YEATS domain-containing protein 2. NCBI's taxonomy places the organism in Eukaryota, Metazoa, Arthropoda, Insecta, Hymenoptera, Formicidae. Gene Ontology annotation, biological process: regulation of transcription by RNA polymerase II; chromatin remodeling. The record is from RefSeq and is a predicted model, not a curated record. Gene Ontology annotation, cellular component: NuA4 histone acetyltransferase complex. Gene Ontology annotation, molecular function: histone binding. Bases 404 to 3556 code for a protein of 1050 amino acids. The transcript is spliced from 4 exons.
UAUGGCAAAGCGUGCGAUGCUUGUUUUCCAGCUGCAGUCGGGCUAUAGCGAUUUUAUCGAGGUUUGUCUCGAUGUUUUACUAAAUUCGCAGAUCAGCCGGUCUCUGGCGAUGAGUACUGGUGUUCUGUUGAUUAGAAAGAAUUUGUCGUUCAAAAGUGACGGUCGCUUUCCGUUUUCGAAGAUGUAGAACGGGCGAUACAACAGUGAGUAUAACCUCUGUCCGAGUGGAAUUCCUUGUGCUUUUUUACGGUAUUUGUCAAAGAAAUCGGAGUGCAUAUGAGUACGUAUGGGAGUGUUGUUUGCCGUAUUCGCGUAUUGUUACAUGUUUUUGAAUAUUGUGCCACGAGUGCCACGUGUGUUCGAAUGACUCAUAUUCACUUUAUCAACAAAUCAAACGCGAUAAAUGAGUACUUUUGAAGAAUCACUGAACGAUCAGGAUCCUGAUUACGUUUCUGCAGCCUCCAGUAACCAGGCGCAACAAAAGAUCUACGAAGAAAAUGCGAGGAACAGCACCGCGAAGAAGAUAACUGCGAUAAUAGAGAAGGAAUUCUCGCAGGACAUCAAUCAGAAACAGAAGGAGAUCCUGCAGAUACAGGAGAGGCUGAACAAAUCCCUGAGGACCCUGCAUUUCCUGCGCUACGUCAUUAUUACCGACUACUACAACCGCAAGCAAUGCGAGCUGCCGCAGGCUGCUGAGGCAAGCAAGCAAACGAGAAUUCACCCCGCGGUGAAGUCGUUGCUCGGCAAGAGUCCUAAAAUCUUGAACUGUACAGAGCCAGCGGUGCCAUCUACCUCCACGGAUCCUCGCUUUCUGCCGAUCGACGAGGAACCGCUCGUGUCGGAAGGGAAGAGCCCAGCGAACAAGGAAAAUGUCGAAGCGGAUGACAACCGCCCGUCGAACAAGAAGCGGAAACUAUCGGCGGACGAGGAGCGACAGCCGCGCAAGCUGCCGCGGCACGUGCCGCCGAAGAGCAGCGUGCCGGAGUGCAAUGCACGGCCGUCCCGCGGCGACAGGCACAAAGUGUACAAGCGCGUAAUCGUCGGCAACAUUUCCAAGUGGAUCCCGCCCGACUGGCGGGACGGCAGCGAUGCCAGUCACAAGUGGACCAUGUACGUGCGCGGCGACAAGGAGGACGCCGACAUCGGCACCUACGUCAGCAAGGUGAGAUUCUUCCUACACCCGAGCUACCGGCCGCACGACGUCGUCGAGGUUACCUCGCACCCCUUCCACCUAUCCCGACGUGGCUGGGGCGAGUUCCCGCUCCGGGUGCAGCUGCACUUCACGAACGUGUUGAACAAGCCGAUGGACAUCAUCCACCACCUGAAGCUCGACCGCACUUGCACCGGCCUGCAGACCCUGGGCUCGGAGACUCUCGUCGACAUGUGGAUCUACACGAGCGAUCUCUCCCGCGAGAAGAACGAGCCAUCCAUCACGGCGUCCGGGGAUGACGUGCGCGUCAAGGUGGAAUCGCCGAGCGACGACGACGGGGAGUGCGGCCGCGCGGGAUCGCCACUCGCCGAGGAGAUUCGACCGAAGAAGGAACCGAUCGAACCGGGGAUACGCGAGCCGCCAGCAGGCACGGCGCUCGCCGAGAUAUUUACAUCGGAUAUCCGAGCGAGAGCAGCCGAACGAGCGGGCCUGCCUUUCCCCCUUAGCACUGACGAAUCGCAUUCGGAGGACGUAGACAUUUCACAUUUUCACAUCGACCACGACCACUGUUACACGAAGGAGCACUAUUGCAAGCCUUAUCGCAUCGUCAGGGACGGUCACGUGACGACGAAGCACUUUUCGAACAACGCCGCUGUUGGGACUGGCUCAUCGGCGGCGGUCGAAGGGAAGCCCGACGACGCGGCGAUCGCGUCGCACAAGUGCAACGGUGAUAUCCAGCCUUCCAGCGAGCUUCUUCCGUCGUCGACGCUCGCGAGGAACACAGAGGAUGAAUCACUGGCGCCCCGGGUGCCGGCGGGGCCCACGGCAUUCCGGAGGGACGACCCGAGGAAGAACUCGCUCGACCCAAGCGAGUCCCCGAGAGCGACGAACGACGAGGCUCCAUCCGAAGUUUCGGGGAACAAAGACACGACUACGAGCAACGGCUACUGCAAACCGUCCAGCAUGUUCAACCGCCUGUGGAGUCUGCAGAGAGCCGCCGACAAUUCGCAUCUGAAGCCCUUGGAGAUCUCGAUACCACCGUUGUUCCAGCCGUCGUCGGCCAGCAAGCGGAUACUCCUCGUGAAGGACAAGAAGCUGAUCCCGGUGGACGUGGCGAGGGGGACGCUCGACAACGGCGACGCGAAGGCACCUGCCGCGAUCCCUCAGCGUCCUCCCGUGAGCGUCCUGAGGAAGCCGGUCGUCGCCAAGGAGGCCGCCACGCUCACGCUGAGAGGCGCCAACAGCCUGCUGCUGAACGCCAACUACUCCGAGCCGGCGCUGAAGAUCGCGGACUGGCGCGACCCCCGGUACAAUUACAGCCUGUCCGACGCCGCGAGGGGUAUCCCCGUCUCGUCGUCGAUCAGCGGCGGGGAAAGCGCGAGCUCGGCGACGGGCAAGGACGAGAAGACGAUGCGGAGGAAGAUCACGCUGGGCAAGGACAAGCACAGGCUCCAGAGUAAGACGGAGCGGUACGAGGCGAUCCUCCGGUCGAUCGACCGUGCGGACAUCGCCGACACGGAAGCGCUCGUGCGAUUCGCCAUCCGCAGGCUGCCGAUCGUCACCCGAGAGGCUUGCGACCCCGAGUACAGGCGGCUGCAUCCCUACGCGUGCUACUGCGAGGAGGACUUCCUCGCGUUCAGCGUCGGCAAGCAGCGGGCCCUGGAGUGGCAUCGCGCGAUUACGAUCAGGGGCUAUCUAAGCAGGAAGCUGCGCCAGGACGACCGGCUGUGGAGUGUCAAGGAGAUCCUGGUGUGGGCGAGGUUGCACGGCUACACGCCGAGUCGCAAGAGUGUCCGAGGAGUGUCGGAGGACCUGGACGCGAUGAGCACCGACACCAAGAGACUGCCUGAUCCUUCGGGGGCCUCCGGCACCCCCGUAUCCACUUAUACGAAGCCGCUUGAGUUCCACAGGUGGCUACAGACCUGCCGGCAAGAGUCUAGUCAUCGUCGCUCGACGAGUGACUGCGCCGACGAGAUAGACGUCGAGACCGUCGACGAGAGCCCGUGUCGAGGCCCGGUCGACCGGGGGAAACGCCAAGACGACGAUACCACCGUCGCGUCUUCUGCCACGUUGACGCCGCUCGAGCUCGACGAGAGGCUAGUGCCGUUACACAAGUUCGUGUGCGACACCGCGCAAGAGAUCGGCAUCAAGAUCGCGCCGGAGGAGAUCGUCCCGGGUAUCGUGUGCUGCGCGGCCGGCCGAGCGAUAAUGAGGGUCAUCGAGUGUUUCGUGGAGGACCUGAUCCGGUCGUCGUUGGCGAGAGCUUGGGAGAGAGACGGAGAUAAGGGGUGUCCGACGAUCAUCACACCGGACGACGUCCGCAGUGUCCUCGUCAGUCGGGAGGAGUUCGACAUCUUCACGAACGAAGGCUUGGGCUCGCAACAACAACUGAGUACGACGAAUUGAGUGCGACGGGGUC